Phycomyces blakesleeanus NRRL 1555(-) is the source of this 1047-nucleotide messenger RNA. RefSeq lists its product as hypothetical. Gene Ontology annotation, molecular function: magnesium ion binding; catalytic activity. The record is from RefSeq and is a predicted model, not a curated record. The transcript has 12 exons. Gene Ontology annotation, biological process: oxaloacetate metabolic process. Lineage: Eukaryota; Fungi; Mucoromycota; Mucoromycetes; Mucorales; Phycomycetaceae. Bases 1 to 1047 code for a protein of 348 amino acids.
AUGCGUUCUCUUGCUGGUUUAGUUCUUUUACAAAGACCAGUGCAAUCAACAUUUUCCAUUACGCGCCUUCUUGCACGUCAAGGACAUGCAACGAUUGGAUUACGAGCGCUUAGUACAAGAGACGUACGACCGAGACGUGCAAUGCUUUAUGUUCCUGGUAGUGAUGAGCGCAAGAUAUAUAAGUCUAUAUCUAUCGGAGCAGACUGUGUGGUGUACGAUUUAGAGGACAGCGUGCCAAGCAGUAAAAAAGGAACUGCUCGACAUUUAGUACUGGAUGCACUCGAGGCUUCUGAGCAUGGCAAAGCAGAAAAGGCAGUACGGAUUAAUGCCAUUGGCUCAGGUCUCGAACUGGACGAUUUGAAUGUCAUUUUGCAUUCAAAAAGACUCCAGGCUAUUGUUAUUCCCAAGGUACAGAGUGCCAAAGAUAUCCAGUUUGUUAGUCGAAUGAUUGACUCGGUUGCAAUAGAAUCACAGCGUGAACGAAUUCGCCUGAUUGCCUUGGUUGAAAGUGCGCUUGGAAUAAUGAAUAUCAGAGAAAUUGCUACAGCAGAUCCUCGGUUAGAUGCUUUAAUCUUUGCUUCUGAAGAUUAUUGUGCAGAUGUAGGAAUUACUCGAACAGAAAGUCGUAAAGAAUUACUUUUUGCAAGACAGAUGUUAGUAACUGCAGCAACUGCAUAUGGGCUACAAGCAAUUGACUUGGUGUGUGUUGACUAUCAAGAUCAAAAGGUGCUUUUGGAGGAGUGUAAUGAAGGAAGGACAUUUGGAUUUGCUGGAAAACAAGCUAUUCAUCCUGGCCAGGUGGAGAUUAUCCAACAGACAUUCUUACCAGAUCCAGCAGAGGUGGAAAGGGCCACCAAGAUUAUAGAGGGAAAUGAGAUUCAUAAUGCCAAGGGUCUUGGGGCUUUUAACUUGGACGGAAAGAUGAUUGAUAUGCCUGUCGUAAAAUGGGCACAAAAAAUCCUCACUCGAGCCAAAGCGGGAGGCAUGGAUAUACCAAUUGCCAAGAUAUCAGGCGAUGAGAAACAAAAUAAGAAGAAGAAAGAAUAA